Molecule: messenger RNA, 4063 nt
Organism: Colletes gigas
Lineage: Eukaryota; Metazoa; Arthropoda; Insecta; Hymenoptera; Colletidae
Gene: NKCC
Product: bumetanide-sensitive sodium-(potassium)-chloride cotransporter
Exons: 19
Coding region: 640-3639 (999 amino acids)
Biological process (GO): cell volume homeostasis; potassium ion import across plasma membrane; sodium ion transmembrane transport
Cellular component (GO): membrane
Molecular function (GO): sodium:potassium:chloride symporter activity
Source: RefSeq, a predicted model, not a curated record
GGGAAGCUCGACGCAUGCUUCCUUCCUUAAUGUCGGCCGGUCCGAAGGAUUCGAGUGUUGCACGGUGUUCAGUGGCUCGCGUUGGAUCCCCGGUGAUCGUUCUAGCGGACUCCUCGAUCGUGCGCGUUCCGUGUGGAUCACGGGUGGAUCGCGUACCGAACUUGCCGCCGACAUCCCGUGAGUGAUCGUUUCGAAACGUGUGCCGCGCUUUUCCUCCAAUCUGUCGCGAAUUAUCCUCCGAAAAACGACUAUACUUCUUCCUCUUGCGCGUCUUCCGUUGCUUCGAGAGCCUCCGGGGACACUGUCCGUUGCUCGCGUUGUGUAUUUCCGCAUUCGAUAGCAAUUUUCGUGUCCACAAAGGACGAAGGGAGAAGUAGUUUCGUUCUUCGAAUCCUGCAUGUGAAGCCUCCGUGUUCGCUGCUUCGAUCUUCGACAGAGACUUCGUUGCAUGGCCAGUUUCUGAUCCUUGUGCGUUACACCGGAGAAAAGAACUAUUUCCGUUCGCGUUUAUUUUGCUUUUUGGUAUUUCUCGUCUUUUUUCGAGAUUUCGAUCUACGAUGAUACUUUGUGCAUGGUGUUGCUGCAUGUUGAGUGGUAAUUUCGUAUUCAACCAGACACGGUUGACGCGUACUUGAAGCAAUGGAUGAUGAAGUAAUUAGUGGGAACCAAAACAAUAAGAGAUCACCGAUGACGCUGAACGUCAGCGGACUGUGGGACGUUGUUCCUCGUUUGGAUCACUACAGAUUGAGUCGACGCGCUAAGAGGCCAUCGUUGAGCACCCUGCACGAAGGAAAUCUUAUAAAGGACCCCAAUAUAGAGGCUGGUCAGAUUGGAACAUCCCAGCAGAAGCACACGGGGAUAAAGUUAGGAUGGAUCCAAGGUGUCUUGAUACCAUGCCUCCUCAAUAUAUGGGGUGUAAUGCUUUUCCUGCGACUGUCCUGGGUGGUGGCCCAGGCGGGCAUAUUGCACAGCGUCAUCAUUAUCGGAAUAUCCGCGGCAGUCUGCGUCAUCACGACGCUUAGCCUCAGCGCAAUUAGUACUAAUGGGGAAGUAAAGGGAGGUGGCAUAUAUUUCAUCAUAUCGCGAACCCUGGGGGCGGAAUUCGGGGCCUCCGUAGGAAUUGUAUUCGCGUUUGCCAACGCAGUAUCGGCUUCGAUGAACACUAUCGGUUUCUGCGACUCCUUGAACGAUCUGCUGCGGGAACAUAACUUGAAAAUCAUCGACAACGGAGUGAACGACGUUCGAAUCGUAGGCAUAUUCGCUCUGAUCGCCAUGAUUAUGGUCUGCGCGGUCGGAAUGGAAUGGGAAUCAAAGGCACAAAACUUCCUCAUAGCCAUCAUCGUCGCCGCCAUCUUUGACUUCUUGAUCGGUACCAUUAUGGGUCCGUCGAGUAUACCCCAGAAAGCACACGGAUUUAUUGGAUUUUCGUCCGAGGUGUUCAUGAGCAACUUGGGAACGGAUUACCGGUUCUCGGAGAACAGCAACCAAACGUUCUUCUCGGUGUUCGCCAUUUUCUUCCCGUCGGUGACCGGGAUACAGGCUGGCGCGAACAUAUCCGGCGAUUUGAAGGAUCCAGCCAGCAGCAUCCCAAUUGGAACUCUUUUGGCGUUGCUUAUUUCGAUGCUCAGUUACCUCACUUUCGUCCUGUUCGCCGGUGGGGCUGCUUUGAGAGACGCCAGUGGCUUGGUGGGCGCGAACAACACCAUAAUAAAUUGCAUCCCACAAGUGAAUUGCACUUUUGGAUUGCACAACAGUUACUCGGUGAUGCAACUUAUGUCUGUUUGGGGGCCCUUCAUCUACGCAGGCUGUUUCGCCGCGACCCUCUCGACAGCUCUGACGAACUUACUGUCGGUGCCACGAUUGAUCCAGGCACUGGGACAAGAUCGAAUUUAUCCCGGUCUGAUCUACUUCAGCAAAGGAUACGGGAAACACGGCGAACCUUAUCGCGGCUACGUCCUGACGUUCUUUGUCGCGGUGUUAUUCCUUCUCAUAGCGAAUUUGAACGCAGUCGCGCCUUUGAUCUCAAACUUCUACUUGGCGUCCUACGCCUUGAUCAACUUCUGCACAUUUCACGCGGCACUGAUUCGACCGAUUGGAUGGCGACCAACCUUCAGAUAUUACAACACCUGGCUGUCGCUGUUCGGUUUUAUCACGUGCGUCGCCAUAAUGUUCCUGAUCGAUUGGGUGACGUCGCUGGUCACGUUCGUCAUUAUAUUCGCGUUGUACUUGAUAGUCGUCUACCGGAAACCGGACGUGAAUUGGGGUAGCAGUACGCAGGCGCAAACGUACAAGACUGCAUUAUCGACCGUGUAUCGACUGAAUUCGAUGGACUCUCACGUCAAGAAUUACGCUCCUCAAAUUUUGGCGCUGACUGGACCACCCAGCUCCAGGCCAGCGUUGCUGCAUCUGGCCAAUCUUAUUACGAAAAAUCACUCGCUGUUGAUUUGCGGUGAAGUGUAUCCGACCAAUUUGUCUUAUCGUUUCCGAUCGGUACGACUGAGAAACGGCUACGGGUGGUUGCAUCAGCAACGCAUAAAGUCGUUCUAUCACGUAGUGGAGGACUUGAGUUUCGAAAGGGGCGCGUCAGCGUUGAUGCAAGCCUCAGGGGUCGGAAAAUUGGCGCCAAACGUGGUUCUAAUGGGCUACAAAACCCACUGGUCCACUUGCAACCACAAGGAUCUUCAAGAAUACUUCAACGUCCUCCACAACGCGUUCGACCAAAAAUUGGCCGUGGCGAUGCUACGAAUCGCGGAAGGUCUGGAUUGUUCCGGGGUUGUAAUCGCAAAUGGCGACGAGGAACACGGUGCUUUGGCGCAGAGCAGUUACGACUUAACAGGAAGCACUUUGAUGCACGUCGACAGCAAUUUGUCUAUGUCCAGUCAAAUUCCAAGGGUACAGAGUGUACCAACAAUGGGAACUCCGUUCGUACCUGUCGAUGGGCCACAAAUAAUCAGGGACUCGCCAACUCAUGGAAGCGCUCGAGAUCACUUAAAACACAAAAAGAAACACGCAAUCGAAAAGCUAAUGGAGAAGCGGCACGCAAUGGCAACUGUGCCUGAACACGUGACAAUUUUCCAGAGAAAACAUAAAAGUGGUACGAUCGACGUAUGGUGGUUGUACGACGACGGAGGUUUGACGAUCCUUUUGCCAUACAUUAUUAGCACACGCUCAAACUGGGAACAUUGCAAGAUGAGAAUUUUUGCAUUGGCCAACCACAAGCAGGACAUUGUGGCGCAAGAAAAAGAAAUGUCGGAGAUUAUGUCGAAGUUCAGGAUAAAAUAUACCAGCCUCAAAAUGGUGGACGAUAUCAGUGUAGAACCAAAGCAGGAAACGCAAGAUUUCUUCGAUAAACUCAUAUCAGAUUUCCGAAAAAACGAUCCUGCCGACACAGAAUGCUGUGUCACGGAACUUGAACUUCAAUCUCUAAAAGAUAAGACUCAUAGGCAAUUGAGACUUCGAGAAUUGUUGUUGGAAAACUCCAGUCAGUCCACGUUGGUUGUAAUGUCGUUGCCAAUGCCACGAAAAGGCGCGGUUUCCGCCCCACUCUACAUGGCAUGGCUGGAAGCAUUAACCAGGGAUAUGCCACCGACGCUUUUAAUACGCGGGAAUCACACAUCAGUAUUGACAUUCUAUUCGUAGUCCACCGAUGUUAUUCUAAACGAUAAUAUAAUUUUAGUCUCCGAGAAGGUUGCGUUAAGCAGCGUCAUGGUAAAGUCCGAGCCGCGGCUUGGACAUUUUUUGAUGCGGACAGACAGUAUUCGGUAUAUUCAUGCCAAAAAUUAUUUAGGUGCUAUGAUCUGUUUUCGUUUUUAUACAGUAUUCCUCUCAACUUCGGACCCUGUGGUACUUAAUGACGAUAUUAUUUUAGCGUAGAUGCGAAAGACAACAGUACAGGGACACCACUAAAUGGUAAUGUAACUUCAAUACUUGUAGGAGCGUAGGGCACACGAAUAAAGAACUAUACGAUACAGGGUGUUCGGCCACCCCUGGGAAAAAUUUUAAUAGGAGAUUUUAGAGGCCAAAAUAAGACGAAAAUUAAGAAUAUCAAAUUCUUUAUUGAGGC